Numida meleagris (helmeted guineafowl) is the source of this 3283-nucleotide messenger RNA. RefSeq names its product Bardet-Biedl syndrome 12 (gene BBS12). NCBI's taxonomy places the organism in Eukaryota, Metazoa, Chordata, Aves, Galliformes, Numididae. Gene Ontology annotation, molecular function: ATP binding. The coding region runs from base 414 to 2555 and encodes 713 amino acids. The record is from RefSeq and is a predicted model, not a curated record. Gene Ontology annotation, biological process: chaperone-mediated protein complex assembly; photoreceptor cell maintenance. The transcript has 3 exons.
CGCGUGCGGCCCAACGGCGCCGCGGCCGCUGUCAUGGCAACGGGGGCGGUUGUGAGCGCGCGGCUCGGCCCGCCUCGUCGCGUUGGGUCGCCACCACGGGGCUCGUGAGGGCGGGCGGCGGAGAAGGCCGUGGCGAAGCGCUGAGGAACCGGCGCUUUCUUCCGGCGGGCAGGCCGCUAGCACGCGUGCAAAGCUAAUUUAGUGCUGCGGCGGGCUGCGGGGCGGCAGCGUGCAGGUAGAGGAGGCCGUCGGUAGCUGGUGUGCCGGCCGUGGCUGUCCUUAUCGCUGGUCGCGUUUGUUGAGCUGUACUGUAGGAUCCCUCCUCCCCUCUGCUGAGCUCGAGUCUGAAACGUAGCUCUGUUUCAGCUUUUCCACCUCAGGCUGGGUGGAAAAAGAGAUGCUGCGUGCUGGCCAUGGCUUUCAGGGCUGUGAAUUCAAGAAGACACUUUGGACUCCAGCAGCUCUCAUCCUUGGCAUGGGCUGGACGAACGUUAUUGGGACCAAUGAAAUCCUGUAAAUUUGUUGUGGAUGAAAGCUCCAAUGAAAGCGUGUUGAUUUGUUCUGCUGUUAGACUGAUGGAAAGUUUGGAUUUAACUAGUGCUGCCGGACAGCUUCUUAAUGAAACCAUUCAGGCUCAAAACAAGGAAUUUAAAACUGGGAUGAGUACCGUGUUGUUUCUUGUUGGUGCAUGGAGCAAUGCUGUACUGGAAUGCCUCCAGCAGAAUGUUCCUGUUUCAGCAAUAGUGUCUGUGAUGUCUGAGGGGUUGGACUCUUGCUGUGAGAAAGUCAAGUGUCUUCAAAUGUCAGUACAUGACGUAAAUAAAGAGCUGUGUUCUAGCAGUGUUAGGCCAAGCACUUCUGAAAGUAAAGCUUCCCAAAUUCCAUGUCACAGUUUUCUAAAUCGUCAGAUUUUUCUGUAUUUUCAGAAAGAUAUUUCUGCAUCAGAAGAACUUGUUCCAAGAAAUUCUUGUUUCCCUCAGGAAGCUGGUUGUAAUUUUAAUGAGAGCCUGGUUUCGCCUUUGGCCAGCUUUGGUUCAGUAGCUUCCCUUGUCAGAUCAGUGGAUGACAGUAGUACAUCUGUGAUUUCUGGAAGUGGUGUUUCUGCAUCCAGCUGUAAACAAAAAAAAUUAACUCACAGCAGAUACUUCAGCACUCUAGCAAAAAGCCAUAUUUCAAGUCAACUAGGCAAUUCUCAGGUAUACCUCUCAGGACAGUCAGCAUAUCCAUGUGAAUGUUACGGUUUAGGACACCUGGCAAUGGCUCUGAGCCAUGGAAAUCAGCUUAGUGUGAAACUGCUUAGAAGCAUUGUUGCCUAUCAGCACAAGAGAGCAGAAUGUAGUGGCUCUUCCCAGUUUAAUAUUGCAGAAAUUGCAACAUGCUGUUUACCAGGUCUGCCCGAAAGUUACUCUUGUGUGUGCCCAGGUUUUAUCACUCUAGUGUCACCAGAACAAGCUGCAGUUAUCAAAUACUUCCAAGACAAACCCCUUUGGAUUCUGCUAAUGGAUGGUGACCUAACUGAACAGUAUCGUCACUUAGGUUUCACUAAACCACGGAACGUAAGGACUGUAUUGGAGUAUCCUAGCCUACAGGAGGGUGGAUCGGGAGACUCGUGGCUAAGCAAGAUGUUAGAUAGUCUAAGAAGCUUGGAAGUAAACUUGGUUUUGGUCAAAGGAAACGUGUGUGAAAACUUAAUGGAAAGAUGCAUCGCAAACAAUAUAUUGGUAAUUGGUUCUGUGAGUCAGAAUGUGUUGAGUGCCUUUGGGGAGGUGACCAGUGCCCAGCCUGUGACAUACCUCUCUCAGCUGAAUGCUUCUUGCCUGGGGAGCGGGGUCCGAGUGGAGCUGUGGAAGGGCUGCGACGAGCGUGCAAUGGAACUGGGAGAGCUUGUGCCAGUCUGGAUAAAAACACAAGGAAUUCCCCUGCUUACGGCCAUGCUUACCACUACUGUAGCUUCAAAGAUGCAGCUCAUUGAAGACCAGUUUUGGACUUUUGUUUAUCGACUCCAUCAUGCUCUAAAAGAUGGGAAAGUUUUUCUUGGCGGUGGUGCAGUUGAGUUCUUGUGUCUUAGUCACAGUCAGGUGCUUGCAGAGCAGUCUUUAAAGCUAGCAAAUAAAAACGCUGUGAAGGAGUUUCAUAGUCCUCGGCUGGCAGCAUCUUCAUCAGAGUUUAAAUCAGUUGUGCUUCAAGCACUAGCAACUGGCUGGAACCAAUAUCUUUCUGUGGUUAUGUGUAACACUGCAAAAGCAGCAUCAGAGUUUGAAGCGCGUACCUUAAUUGAUCAUCACCUCCAAAAAGCAGCUGACUGUGGCUCUACCUCAGCAUAUGUACUGAAAGAGUUUGGAAGAGGUGAUAUGUUCACAGGGGGUUCUAUUGCCUUCACUGACAGUGGAAGGGAUGUAAAGGUUUAUGAUAAUGUUACAGCCAAGAUGGAGGCAUGGCGGAGAGCUCUAGACUUGGUGCUGCUAGUGCUUCAAACAGAUGCCGAAAUUAUCAUAGGUCCCAGAAGGACUCAGUUAUUGAACUCCCAUUCAGCAAGUGAAUUUAUGUUUUUGUAGGACUUGUAGGCUCACUUUUUUCUUUUUUUCUUUUUUUAAUGAGUCCAUAAGUCAGCGGGUGGAAGAAGUCUGGGUACAAUCUACAUUUCUUCAUAAAGCAAACAUUUAGAUGUGGUUAGGACUUGAGAGUAUAAUAGCAGAAAUCUCCAUGUGAAACAGUAACAAGGAAGGAUCUCAUUUCCCAUUUCUAGAAACUGGAGUUAAAUAACAAAACAAAAAUCACUUGCAGGCUAACCUCUUAAUACCAGCCAUGUGUUCCUAACUAAUAAUAUUGCCUAUAUGAAAAGGCUGAUCUGGUCCAGCUGACUUUUCUAACCUUAUUUAGCAGAGCAGAUGUGCAGUUCUUUUUUUCAUUAUAAAGAGAAGCACUGAGAAGUCAAGGUGGAUAAAUGUUAGAUUCCUUGUAUAAACUUAUAUUCCGAACACCUCGUGUCCGUAUAAGGCAUUGGCACUCAUAUGCCGUAAAGUACUUAAUGCCUUCUAAAGAGAGGGCUUUCCUACAUAACAUUGGCUUACUUGUCUGUGUUAGACUUAAGAGAUACUUAAGAUGUAUUUAAUAGUUUUCAAUAUCUUGCUCUUAAUUUCUGUGCUUAAUUUCUCCCCUAAUUUCCAAGUUAAUUUAUGACUGUUACGUCUUUAACUAAGAGAUUGUAUUGAUAGAUUCUCUUUUUCCAUACUUGCAUGGGCAAUGUGUUUUCUAUUUUGAAAUAUAUCUCCUUUGAAAUUUC